Molecule: messenger RNA, 1137 nt
Organism: Gigantopelta aegis
Lineage: Eukaryota; Metazoa; Mollusca; Gastropoda; Neomphalida; Peltospiridae
Product: potassium voltage-gated channel protein Shaw-like
Exons: 3
Coding region: 27-1124 (365 amino acids)
Biological process (GO): potassium ion transmembrane transport
Cellular component (GO): membrane; voltage-gated potassium channel complex
Molecular function (GO): delayed rectifier potassium channel activity
Source: RefSeq, a predicted model, not a curated record
UCAGGUUCGGUCUGGAUCAGGAGAAGAUGGUCAUGUUCGAACAGUUUACAGCGCCAAAGAAAACUAUCAAGGAAGGAACUGGCCCGUGGUCCGAUUUCAAAUACAGAGUGUGGCGGAUCACUGAUUGGCCUUUUUCCAGUGUAGCCGCAAAGGUUUAUUUCGUGAUCGCCUCACUGCUAGUGGUCACGUCCACGUUCCUGGUCAUUGUGGCAACACACCCGCUGUUUAAACACGCGCUGACACGGGACGAGUGGCGCCAGUACUGGGCAGACGACUGGGACCUGCACAGCGAUGAAGUGGAGAAAUACCUCAAGAUCGGCGCGGACCGGGACAACUCGACCGACAACAACUUCACCCUCGGCGAGGAGGAGCUAGAAACGCUGAAGAGGCUGUCAGCCACGCACUACUCCAUCAGGUACACGGGCUACUUCUGCACCGCCUUCUUCACGACAGAGCUCUGUGUCCGUCUCAUUGUCUGUCCGUCCAUCCACGCAUUCUUCAAAUCAUUUCUCAACAUCGUCGAUGCCCUCGCUGUGAUCGUCGCCAUCGUGGAGUUGGUCGCCAACGUGAUCGUGUCGACGGAGCUGUUCGAGACGACGUACGUGGACGUGUUGAGCUGUUUCCAGAUCCUACGCGUGCUGCGACUCUACCGUCUGACGAGCCACAUCACCGGGGCCCGCGUGCUCAGCUACGCCGUGCGGAUAUCAGUCAACGAACUCGUCUUCAUGGCGCUGCUACUGACCAUCAACACGGUCAUCUUCGGCACCGUCGCCUACUACGCCGACCAGAGCAACAUGAAGAACAUCCUGAGGGCCUGCUGGUGGGCCGUGAUCACCAUGACGACCGUGGGAUACGGAGAUAUAGUUCCCUCGACAGCGGUCGGCAAACUGGUAGGAGUGCUGUGCGCGGCAAUGGGGAUCAUGGUCAUAGCCAUCACCGUUCCCCUGUUUGUAAAUAACUUUCUCACCUAUUACGUGUACGCUGACCUUCAGCCCGACCCGGCGAGUAAAGUGAACGCCAAACAGUCAAAAAGACGUACAGGUAGUAUGACCAGGAGCAAAGUUCAUCAAUGUACCCCAGAACGAGGCAGUGAUACCCCAAUCACCAUAGUAACAGAAUGUUGAUUUUUCACAAAUG